Messenger RNA from Phodopus roborovskii (desert hamster), 604 nucleotides. It is a transcript of the gene Fabp6, whose product is annotated as fatty acid binding protein 6. Gene Ontology annotation, molecular function: fatty acid binding. Lineage: Eukaryota; Metazoa; Chordata; Mammalia; Rodentia; Cricetidae. Gene Ontology annotation, cellular component: nucleus; cytosol. The coding region runs from base 218 to 604 and encodes 128 amino acids. Gene Ontology annotation, biological process: fatty acid transport. The record is from RefSeq and is a predicted model, not a curated record. The transcript has 6 exons.
GUGUCCUUCCCGAUUUUCUCUAGUGACCUCCCUCCUCCAUCUCCAGUGGACCCUGGGUCUUCUCAGACAACAUCUUUCCCCUGGUGGGCAGGACAGGAUCAAGGCUGGCCUUCAUCUGGUAGCAAUUCAUCUGCCUCAGCCUUCUGAAUGCUGGGAUUACAGACAGGUGCUACCAUGCCAGCUAGCUGCUCUCCGCUGCCAGCUCUCUCCCAGCACUAUGGCCUUCAGUGGAAAAUUUGAAAUUGAGAGUGAGAAGAAUUAUGAUGAGUUCAUGAAGCGCCUGGGUCUUCCAGCAGAGGUGAUCGAGAAAGGACGAAACUUCAAGAUCAUCACAGAGGUCCAGCAGGAUGGACAGGACUUCACCUGGUCCCAGGCUUUCUCCGGAGGCAACAUUAUGACCAACAAGUUCACCAUUGGCAAACAAAGUGAAAUUCAGACAAUGGGGGGCAAGAAGUUCCAGGCUACUGUGAAGAUGGAGGAUGGGAAGUUGGUAGCAGACUUUCCUAACUAUCACCAAACCUGUGAGAUUGUGGAUGACAAAUUGGUGGAGAUCUCCACCAUUGAUGGUGUGACCUAUGAGCGCGUAAGCAAGAGGGUAGCUUGA